AUGAAGGUAUCCCUAAGUCUAGCAGCCUGCCUGUGCGCCUUGGCUGUAUGCCAAGCUCGUCCCCAGGCACCCAAGCCCGAGUACGGACCUCCGAAAGCUACCUACGGAGUGCCAGGGGCGGCCGGCUACCCUAGUGGCGGACCUGCAGGCGGGGAUGGAGGUGUCAACGGUGGUGCACCUGCUGGUGGCGCACCUGGGGGUGGCGCACCUGGGGGUGGCGCACCUGCAGGGGGCGCUGGGGAUGGCUCAUCCGGAGGUGGUGGUGGUGACGAUGGUGUAACGGAGGAAGCGAACUACAGCUUCGCCUAUGAGGUAAAGGACGAAGAGUCCAAAAACGACUUCGGUCACAUGGAGACCAGGAUGGGACAUGUGGCAAUGGGAUCUUACCACGUGCUGCUACCUGACGGCAGAAUGCAGAAGGUGGAGUACACAGCUGAUCAGGAUGGUUACAAACCCGUUGUCACUUACGAGGGUGAGAUUAUUGGGUACGGACCAGGAGUUGGAGGCGGCAACACAGCAGCUGGGGGUGGCGCUACCGGGGGUGGAGCCACUGGGGGUGCUGCCCCCGGGGGUGGCGCUACAGGCGGUGCCACUGACGGAGGAGGCUACAGAUACAGAUGA
Macrosteles quadrilineatus (aster leafhopper) is the source of this 621-nucleotide messenger RNA. Its product is annotated as pro-resilin-like. The coding region runs from base 1 to 621 and encodes 206 amino acids. The transcript has 4 exons. The record is from RefSeq and is a predicted model, not a curated record. Gene Ontology annotation, cellular component: extracellular matrix. NCBI's taxonomy places the organism in Eukaryota, Metazoa, Arthropoda, Insecta, Hemiptera, Cicadellidae.